Molecule: messenger RNA, 1578 nt
Organism: Mus musculus (house mouse)
Lineage: Eukaryota; Metazoa; Chordata; Mammalia; Rodentia; Muridae
Gene: Ccer2
Product: coiled-coil glutamate-rich protein 2
Exons: 5
Coding region: 626-1354 (242 amino acids)
Source: RefSeq, a predicted model, not a curated record
AAAAAAAAAAAAGGAAAGGCAGGCAGGCAGGCAGAAGAGUUACUUAGGACUUGGUUGGUGGCUUGUGGAGAAAAGUGCUGUGCUAGCAUGACAAGUGCUGUGCUAGCCUGACCUUACUUCAGACCCUUGGAAGCCACACAAAAGCUGUGUGCUCUUGUAACCCAAGCACUAAGUGGAUAGUUGGAUCCCAGGAGCUUCCUAGUUAACUGUGCUAUCCCAAAAGUCUAGCUCCAAGUCAAUGAGAGACCCUGUUUCAAAAAAUAAAGAGCAACACGGGAAGACACUUGCCAUUGACUUCCGGUCUCCACACGUGCAUACACCACACCACACAAGCAGUCCUGGCGUGCCAUGCAGUCCUGUGAAGUUCCCAGCACCGCCCAAGCACCACCCCUCACAUAUUUCAUCCUCACCCAAAAGCGCUGGAGUGGAUUUUCACCAAAAUCUAAGAAAGCGUCUUAAGCAAUUGUCCCAGCACUGAGCAGCUGGUGGGUUCUGGAGCAGGGACUUGGGCCAGAAGGAACUCCCACCUCUGGGGGAGCAGAUUUAGAAGGAUCCACUUUCCAGAUGAGGAGAAAGAGCCGAGAAAAAGAGAGUUGCCCAGCUCCCACCCUCUUCAGCUCCAUUGAUGCCCAGACCCUCCAAGGAGGAGCUAACCCGCUGUCUAGCAGAGGUGGUCAUGGAGGUGCUGACACUGGGCCAGGCCCAGCGGGGCCCCUGCACAGCUCUGCUCCACAAAGAGAUAUUUGAGACAGAGCCCCAUAGCUGUGUGUCCCCUGAGGAGAAGAAGUUGCUGGGUGAGGACUUCAACCAGCAGGAGUCUGGAAAGAUGAGGUCCAGCCAGGAGAUAAGGGAUGAGGAAGAGGAGGACGAAGCAGAGAGGACCCACAAGUCUGGGGUGCAGGAACAGGCAGUCCACACGAAGCUCCACAGCCAGCUUCACCAGGAGGAAGAAGAGGAGGAAAAGGAAGAAGAGGAGAAGAGCAUGCCGGGGAAGACCUCUGAGCAUGUGUGGAAGCAACAUCCAGAGGGAGGCCUCCAGAAGCGGGUGGCUGAGAAGGCUAGCGAUGAGGAGACGGCCCAGUUUCAGGAGGAGGGAAAGGGCAUGCAGCUCCUGGGCGGAGGCCGAAAUCUGUGGCAGGGGGCCGGGAGGGUCGGAGGAGAGAGGCGUGAAGAGUCCUCGAAGCAUAGCCACCACCUGGAGCAGCCUGGCACCAAGGCUAAGCAAGAGGAAGAGGCAGAGGAGGAAGAGGCUUUGGAGCAGGAGGAACACGAUGUGGAGCGGCUGGAGCGCAUGCAGGAGCAGUUAAAGAAGGCUACCGCCAUGCUAGGGGAGGCUCUCGGGAGGGAAGGCUGACCCCACGCCACUCCUUCCCCACACUCCCUGAGGCUCAGGACUGUUGACCUCAGAGCCUCCUUUCACCGGGCAUUCUGCUCCACUUCCAACUGGUAGGGACUGGAAGCAAGGAUGUGCCUGAGAACCAAGCCUGAGAGAAGCCUAUGGGCAGGGGCUGGGCUCCGGCUGACUCAGGACCCCGCCCACCCCUCCAUCCCUGAGUGAAUAAAGCACAAAGCAAAGCA